AUGUGUAAAAUAUUUAACAGUCAACAGUCAAAAAUUAAACUGAUCGCCUCAAGUCUUCCUUACGGCAAAUAUGACAAAGCCAGACAAGAACUUAAGGAAAAGAAAGAGAUAGAAAAACAGAAAAUGCGUAGGGUGAAAAGAGAUGCAGAGAUGGUUGUGACCCCUGUCAUGAAAGCAGAUGAUGAUAAAAGAGUCGAAGAUAUUGUUGACCGACUGUAUGACGACUUGUUAGAGAAAGGGCAAAAUAUUUCUUAUCGAAAAAGGGCACCCAAAACUGAAGAGACGAUUUCGACUGUCAACAAAACGGGCAGAAGAUUUCCUUUCGCGCCAUUAUCAAUUGAGGCCCACCCUUCAUCGUCGUCAAAGGGCCCUUCUGAACCCGCUUACUCGAGGAUAGUACCACGGUUUAAACACGCCAUUAUUCCUUAUUUCAUUGAUUCUAGGACUUAUGACACUCAUCUAUCAGAAAUCAUAAUGAAGGCUUUCGAUUACAUCGAGAAGGCGACAUGUGUCCGUCUGCAGCGCCUUCGAGAAAGACCGACAGACUUGCAGUCGCUGCAGAAUGUCGUCUGGUUGUACAUCACCAACCCCAACGGUAUCAGACAGUGUGUGCACACCAAUGAACGAAUGGAAAUUAAAGGUGUACGGAUGAUAGUCUUCGGCUACGACUGCAUGACCCUCGGGGAUAUAGCUCAUGAGAUCAUGCAUGUGCUAGGAUUUGCGCACGAACAUGUGCGUCCUGACAGAGACCAGUACAUCAAAAUCAUGUGGGAUAACAUUAAACCAGGAUACAAAAAAUACUUUGAAUUGAACGAUAAGCCGAUUGUUGAAAAUCUUCCAUAUGAUUACGCCAGCGUGUUACACUAUCCUGCACGAGCUUUCUCCAAAAAUGGUCAGGUCACCAUUUUGACCGAGCCUGGCAUCAAAGUCGGUCAGCGAGAAGGCCUCAGUGAAGUGGAUGUUGAGAAAAUCGGCAUGCUAUACUCCAAUGAAUGUGUCCUACGCAACAGAGAGUACCUUCUGAAGACCUGUCCCAGUGUCAUCAAAGCCGACAUGAAACCCACCCACGUCACUCAACAGGAGAUUGAUGACUAUUUCGAGGAUAGGCUAUGGUCGUAUGGGGUUGUCAACUAUAAGUUGUUAAAUAAGAUGGAAUUCACUGCUGAAGAACUAGAAAACAUAAAGGCAGUUAUAAACCAUUUAGAAAAAGAAACGUGUAUCGAGUUCAGAGACCUAACUCCUUAUGAGGAUGAGGCCAAGGCUAUGAGUGCUGCGGAUGAUGCCAGUAACUCUGAUUACGAUUAUGAGGAUGUGCCCUCAGAAGACUUUAUACCGUACUUUAACUCAACAGCUACAGAUAUAGAUUUGGAAGAGGCUUUAGAGCCUGGACGUGUUAUGCGUAACGAAAUUAAAGAUAAUAACGUAAAGGGUUUCAAAGGACGACAGGGCAUCAAUGGAAAGAAUAAAUAUGCUAAAUAUGCUGGUGCUAAAAGACGGGUAACCCCCAUUGGGUCUACAGCAAAGGUUAACAUUACGGGUGCCCUAGGAAAAGUCAAUAAUAGUGGCGUAAGAUCAAAUAUUGGUAAUGGAAACACAAAAGGAAAAGUAACCCCUGCUAUCGCCAAAACAAAGCCCGAUGCUGUUGGUGCCAAAGGAAAGCCCAUUACAAAUCGCAGGAAGAGAGCAGCUACACCUAAACCUGCAAGGAGACACGCGGAAAGCGUCGUGGUGCUGUCCCGGUCACCAAAGCCUGGCUGCAAGUGCCCUCGACCCGGGAAACCAGACGGCAAUUAUACAUUGAAAAUCAACACGGAUUGCUUCAACUCAGUCAACGAUCUGCUGCACGUAUUCGUACAUGUCCUGGGCUUGGACCACCAGCAUAACAUGCAUGACAGGGACUCUUACCUGCACAUUAUUUGGGACCAACUUACUGACGAUGUAAAACAAGAAAUGAAGAGGAAACUGCCACCGGCUGCGUCAGUGGGCUUCCAAUACGACUACCAGAGCGUGAUGCAUUACCCCUGGUUGCAGAUCAAGAAUGGCCGCACUAACAUCAUGUAUCCCAUUUGGAAUGACGGCUGGGCAAUGGGCCAUUGGCAAGGCCUGAGCGCGACCGACGUUCAGAAACUUAACAUGCUGUACUUCAAACAGUGUGUAGCGAGGAAGCAAGAAGCAGAGCAACCAGAAGCUACUGACAAAACGACUCGUAUUAAAGCGUAGUUUUGUCCAAGA
This is a messenger RNA of Helicoverpa zea (corn earworm), 2232 nucleotides long. RefSeq lists its product as uncharacterized. NCBI's taxonomy places the organism in Eukaryota, Metazoa, Arthropoda, Insecta, Lepidoptera, Noctuidae. Gene Ontology annotation, biological process: proteolysis. Gene Ontology annotation, molecular function: zinc ion binding; metalloendopeptidase activity. The record is from RefSeq and is a predicted model, not a curated record. The coding region runs from base 1 to 2220 and encodes 739 amino acids. The transcript is spliced from 11 exons.